This is a messenger RNA of Acanthosepion pharaonis, 681 nucleotides long. The record is from the annotation of a GenBank genome assembly. Lineage: Eukaryota; Metazoa; Mollusca; Cephalopoda; Sepiida; Sepiidae.
AUGAAGGAAUACCGGCUUCUUUAUCUAUCUGUCACUUUCUUUUUUCACUUUCCUGAGUGUUUUGUUUUCUCUCUUGCUUCACAUUAUCAAUCUUUUUCUUCUUACUUUUUAAUGUAUUACAUUCUGUUUUCUCUCCUUUCUUUAUUGGUUCAUACUUUCUUUUCUCCUGCUCACCUUCCUUUUCCUUUUUCACUCUCCAGUUUGCUCUUCAAAUUAUUCAUUUUCUUCUAUUGUUUUUUCCUUCUAUUUUCUCUCCCUUUUUUAAACUCUUUGUCUUCCUUUAUCUCUCAUUUCUCUCCUUUUCAUUGUUUUUUUUCCUUUUUCCUUUUCUUCUUUCAUUGCUCUUUUCCUUUUACUCAUUUGCUCUCAUUUCUUCCUAAUUGUUAUUUUUGUUUUUUUAUGGCUUAUUCCUCUUUUCUCAUGAUCACAUUUUCUCUUUCCUCUAUUUUCUUUUGGCACUCUCAUUUUUAUUCUUAUUUUUUUCUCGUUUGUAUUCUUUUUCUGAUUAACUCUUUAUUUCUCAUCUCAUUUUUCUGGCUCUUUAUCUCUUUCUUUUGGUUAUUCUCUCAUGCUCUCUAUUUUGUUCUUUCUCUCAAUAUUCCUCUCCAUGGAAAACCUACAAAAACAAACCCUAACUUUUCCCCUUCAAUCCCUUCCCUAUCCAAUACCAUUCUAUCCUAA